This is a messenger RNA of Neospora caninum, 1305 nucleotides long. RefSeq names its product TBC1 domain family, member 10C, related. Bases 1 to 1305 code for a protein of 434 amino acids. Lineage: Eukaryota; Apicomplexa; Conoidasida; Eucoccidiorida; Sarcocystidae. The transcript has 7 exons. The record is from RefSeq and is a predicted model, not a curated record.
AUGGCAGCCGAGGGACACAGAGACAGCUGCUUCCCGCUGGAUGCGUGUGGCCAAUGCCAGUGGCAAUCAGUCGGUUCACCCCGUUCGGAUGUCUCAGGACACGCAGCCCCCGACUCUCUGGCCGCAUCCAGCAAAGCAAAAUGGAGUCGACGGCAUCAUCACUGUGGAGAAAAACCCGACCACUGUUCCAGAGAUGACGACGAUGAGUCGGGUGAACAACUGGACAUGCUUUCCUACCUGUUUCCAACGCUACGCCCACAAGCGUUCUUUCCUCCGGAUCUGCACUCGCUAUGUGGUUACGCGCAUGGCCCGUUUGAACGGAAGAAAGCGCAAAAGACUGGAGGAGCUGUCCCAAUGAGUCAGCUGCGCCAAGUGGAGCAGUGGCGGUUCUUGUGUGUCGACGGGGAAGAAAUUCAGGAGAAGAAAAAACACGUACUGAAGCAGAAAGUCAGGGCAGGCGUACCUGACUAUCUGCGAGGCGUCGUGUGGCAACUGCUCGCAGGAGUGCAGAAGAUGAAACAAGAAGCGGGUUACGAGCCAGAUAUGUACUUCAAGCUGGUGACCUCCAAAAUCUGGAAUGAGGACAGCCCGACAAAUCUGGGCCCCAUAAUUGCGAGGGAUAUAAACAGGACGUUUCCCAAGCAUGUUCUGUUCAGGGACAUGCACCAGAAGGGACAACAAGCACUGUUCAAUGUGUUGAAGGCUUAUGCCAUCUUCAACCCUGACGUAGGUUACUGCCAGGGAAUGGGAUUCUUGAGCGGCAUCCUUCUGAUGUAUAUGAAUGAGGAGGACGCUUUCUACAUGCUCGUAUGCUUACUUCACAAGUACAACAUGCAAGGCUUAUUUACACCUGGCCUACCGACACUUGAAAAGUACUUCUUUCAGUUUCAAAGGCUGUUUCAAAAACACAUGCCCCGACUCAGCGUUCACUUCCGCAAUGAAGGAGUCGAGUCAAGCAUGUAUCUCAGCAGCUGGAUGAUGACUCUUUUCUCGUAUAAUUUUUCCUUCGAUUGCGUCGUCAAAAUUUGGGACGUUUUCCUCAAAGAUGGAGAGAAAAUGCUAUUUCGCACGGCUUUGGCAAUUCUGAAAAUCAAGCAGGAGGAUCUGUUCGCCGCUUCUUUCGAAGCAAUUCUGGAAGCACUUAAGUCGACACCGAGUCAACUCGACGCGGAGGUGUUACUAGAGACUGCCUUGAACAUGAAAGUCCAUAAUUCCAUGUUGAGGGAGCUUGAGGAAGAAUAUUUCGAGCAAAAGCAGAAUCAGGCGCUCAACCAAUCCGGGCAUCUGGCUGAUCUGGAUGACUGA